AGUGGCGCGACGCGGUGGAGGGAGUGUCGUGUAAACAGUGUCCUUCCGCGCGGCGGCCUCGGAGAGAGCUGCGACCCGGGGGGGCGUGCCUGGGUUCCAGGAGCUUCGCUCGGGCCCGGGAAAGGCGGCAGUGGGCUGGGAUCGCGGUGGCCCUGUGCGUGCUAGCCAAUGGCUGGACUGGCUCCCGCCUCGGGCGGAGGAAUCCCGGGCUGUGAAGCGGCUGGAAUCCGGGCCCAUGUGCUUCUUUGUUUACUAAGAGCGGAAGCGCUGGCGGGAGCGGUGGUGGCUUGCGGGACCUCCCUGGUGGCGGAGGUCCCGGCGAGAUAAGGGGCUCGGGGGACCCAAAGAAGGCAGGGAUCAUGGAGGUGGAAAGAAAGCAGAGAACCUUGAGGCCGGAGUGUGGGAGGUCAAUGGGGAACGGCGCCAGGAUUUUAAAGUAGGGACAGGAAAUCCCCUGGGGAAUAGAUGUUGGCUCGCACUGUGCACUGCCACGGGCUCUUUAUUCUUCGCUGGUUAAAACAGACUGUGCAAAAGAGUUAUGCCCACUUUGGGGAGAAUUCGAAAAGGUUAAGAAGUUCUUACAAGAGUUUUACCAGGAUGAUGAACUUGGGAAGAAGCAGUUCAAGUAUGGGAACCAGUUGGUUCGGCUGGCUCAUCGGGAACAAGUGGCUCUGUAUGUGGACCUGGACGACGUAGCCGAGGAUGACCCCGAGUUGGUGGACUCAAUUUGUGAGAAUGCCAGGCGCUACGCAAAGCUCUUUGCCGAUUCCGUACAAGAGCUGCUGCCUCAGUACAAGGAGAGGGAAGUGGUAAAUAAAGAUGUUCUGGACGUUUACAUUGAGCAUCGGCUGAUGAUGGAGCAGCGGAGUCGGGACCCUGGAACAGCCCGAAGCCCCCAGAACCAGUACCCUGCUGAACUCAUGCGCAGAUUUGAGCUGUAUUUUCAAGGCCCAAGCAGCAACAAGCCUCGUGUGAUCCGGGAAGUGCGGGCUGACUCUGUGGGGAAAUUGGUGACUGUGCGUGGAAUCGUCACUCGUGUUUCUGAAGUCAAACCCAAGAUGGUGGUGGCCACUUACACUUGUGACCAGUGUGGGGCAGAGACCUACCAGCCGAUCCAGUCUCCAACUUUCAUGCCUCUGAUCAUGUGCCCAAGCCAGGAGUGCCAAACCAACCGCUCAGGAGGGCGGCUGUAUCUGCAGACACGGGGCUCCAAAUUCAUCAAAUUCCAGGAGAUGAAGAUGCAAGAACAUAGUGAUCAAGUGCCCGUGGGAAAUAUCCCUCGUAGUAUCACGGUGCUGGUAGAAGGAGAGAACACAAGGAUUGCCCAGCCUGGAGACCACGUCAGUGUCACUGGUAUCUUCUUGCCAAUCCUGCGCACUGGGUUCCGACAGGUGGUACAGGGUUUACUCUCAGAAACCUACCUGGAAGCCCAUCGGAUUGUGAAGAUGAACAAGAGUGAGGAUGAUGAGUCUGGGGCUGGAGAGCUCAGCAGGGAGGAGCUGAGGCAGAUUGCAGAGGACGAUUUCUACGAAAAGCUGGCAGCUUCAAUCGCCCCAGAAAUAUAUGGGCACGAAGAUGUGAAGAAGGCACUGCUGCUCCUGCUAGUGGGGGGUGUGGACCAGUCUCCUCGAGGCAUGAAAAUCCGGGGCAACAUCAACAUCUGUCUGAUGGGGGAUCCUGGUGUGGCCAAGUCUCAACUCCUGUCGUACAUUGAUCGGCUGGCCCCCCGCAGCCAGUACACAACAGGCCGGGGCUCCUCGGGAGUGGGGCUUACAGCAGCUGUGCUGAGAGACUCCGUGAGUGGAGAACUGACUUUAGAGGGUGGGGCUCUGGUGCUGGCUGACCAGGGCGUGUGCUGCAUUGAUGAGUUCGACAAAAUGGCCGAGGCCGACCGCACAGCCAUCCACGAGGUCAUGGAGCAGCAGACCAUCUCCAUUGCCAAGGCCGGCAUCCUCACUACACUCAAUGCCCGCUGCUCCAUCCUGGCUGCUGCCAACCCUGCCUAUGGGCGCUACAACCCCCGCCGCAGCCUGGAGCAGAACAUACAGCUGCCUGCCGCGCUGCUCUCCCGGUUUGACCUCCUCUGGCUGAUUCAGGACCGGCCUGACCGAGACAAUGACCUACGGUUGGCCCAGCACAUCACCUAUGUGCACCAGCACAGCCGGCAGCCCCCCUCCCAGUUUGAACCUCUGGACAUGAAGCUCAUGAGGCGUUACAUAGCCAUGUGCCGUGAGAAGCAGCCCACGGUGCCAGAGUCUCUGGCUGACUACAUCACGGCAGCGUAUGUGGAGAUGAGGCGAGAGGCUUGGGCUAGUAAGGAUGCUACCUAUACUUCUGCUCGGACCCUGCUGGCUAUCCUGCGCCUUUCCACUGCUCUGGCGCGUCUGCGAAUGGUGGACGUAGUGGAGAAGGAAGAUGUGAAUGAAGCCAUCAGGCUAAUGGAGAUGUCAAAGGACUCUCUUCUGGGAGACAAGGGGCAGACAGCUAGGACUCAGAGACCAGCAGAUGUGAUAUUUGCCACCGUCCGUGAACUGGUCUCAGGGGGCCGAAGCAUCCGGUUCUCUGAGGCAGAGCAGCGCUGCGUAUCUCGUGGCUUUACACCCGCCCAGUUCCAGGCGGCUCUGGAUGAAUAUGAGGAGCUCAACGUCUGGCAGGUCAAUGCUUCCCGGACACGGAUCACUUUUGUCUGA
Rhinopithecus roxellana (golden snub-nosed monkey) is the source of this 2690-nucleotide messenger RNA. RefSeq names its product minichromosome maintenance complex component 7 (gene MCM7). Gene Ontology annotation, biological process: DNA replication; DNA strand elongation involved in DNA replication; DNA replication initiation. The record is from RefSeq and is a predicted model, not a curated record. The transcript is spliced from 15 exons. Gene Ontology annotation, cellular component: nucleus; MCM complex. Gene Ontology annotation, molecular function: ATP hydrolysis activity; single-stranded DNA binding; single-stranded DNA helicase activity. NCBI's taxonomy places the organism in Eukaryota, Metazoa, Chordata, Mammalia, Primates, Cercopithecidae. The coding region runs from base 852 to 2690 and encodes 612 amino acids.